Messenger RNA from Arachis stenosperma, 1881 nucleotides. RefSeq names its product probable N-acetyl-gamma-glutamyl-phosphate reductase, chloroplastic. NCBI's taxonomy places the organism in Eukaryota, Viridiplantae, Streptophyta, Magnoliopsida, Fabales, Fabaceae. The coding region runs from base 508 to 1659 and encodes 383 amino acids. Gene Ontology annotation, molecular function: NADP+ binding; NAD binding; N-acetyl-gamma-glutamyl-phosphate reductase (NADP+) activity. The transcript has 15 exons. Gene Ontology annotation, biological process: L-arginine biosynthetic process. The record is from RefSeq and is a predicted model, not a curated record.
ACCCUCUCUUUACCACUUGAAGCAAUCUUUCCUCUAUUAUCUCGUCCUAUCUCCACAGUCGGCAUGGCCAACAACCUCAUUGUGUUUCGCCUUAACUCUUCUCUCUCGCUCUUACCUUCUCUCAUUAUUUGUUUAGUUAGAUAUUUUAUUUUAUUCUUUAUUAAAAAUUAAAAAAUAAUAAAAAUUAACUUUAAAUAGUUUAACAUUAUUUUAUUUUAUAUUUUUAAUUAUUAUUUAUUUUUGUAUUUUUUAAAUACUAUUAUAAUAAUUAAAUAGUAUUAAACGUAAUAUAUAUGUAAUUAUAAUUGUUUUACAUGUAUAAGACUAUAAGUAUUAAGUUAAAUAAACUACUAAAAAUUUUAAUUUAAUAUAGAUAUUCAAUUACAUUGAAACCCCAACUCCCCUUACCUUUGGUUGCUGCUGCUACGAAAGCUGCCAGAGUCGCCGCCGGGGACAUUGUUUCUCUCCUCUCGGGCGUAGUUGCCGGCCUCCGUCGUCCCUAAAGAAAUGAGCUCCACUUCAUUCACUUCACUUAGCUUCAACACUGCUUCCUCUUGGAACUUGAAGAGACGUGAAGGAGGGAAAGCAUAUGUUAGGUGUGGGAGCCGUGCUUCUUCAGAAAACACUGUUCGUGUUGGUGUUCUUGGAGCUAGUGGCUACACGGGUUCUGAGGUUCUUAGGCUUUUGGCGAAUCAUCCGCAAUUCGGGGUUGCUCUAUUGACUGCUGAUAGGAAAGCUGGACAGCCGAUUGCUUCCGUCUUCCCCCAUUUGGCCACACAGAAAUUGCCAGAUUUGAUUGCGGUCAAGGAUGCAGAUUUUUCUCAUGUGGAUGCUGUAUUCUGUUGUUUGCCGCAUGGAACCACUCAGGAAAUAAUUAGAGGCCUUCCCAAUCACUUGAAGAUUGUUGACCUUUCAGCAGAUUUUCGUUUACGUGAUAUAUCUGAGUAUGAAGAGUGGUAUGGCCAACCACACAGGGCACCGGAGUUGCAGAAAGAAGCUAUAUAUGGAUUAACAGAGAUUUUAAGGGAGGAAAUAAGGAAUGCACGCUUAGUUGCUAAUCCUGGUUGCUAUCCAACAUCCAUUCAAAUCCCCCUUGUCCCACUGAUAAAGGCAAAGCUUAUUGACAUAAAAAAUAUUAUUAUUGAUGCAAAAUCUGGUGUGAGUGGAGCAGGGCGUAGUGUCAAAGAAAAUUUAUUGUACACAGAAGUAGCUGAAGGUAUCAAUUCUUAUGGUGUUACCCGGCAUCGCCAUGUUCCAGAAACCGAACAAGGGCUAUCUGAUGCUGCACAUUCUAAAGUAACCAUCAGUUUUACCCCACACCUGAUGCCAAUGAUACGUGGUAUGCAAUCAACUAUUUAUGUGGAAAUGGCUCCAGGAGUAAGCACCGAGGACUUGUACCAGCAACUGAAGCGCUCUUAUGAAAAUGAAGAAUUUGCCGUUCUGUUGGGGAAUGGAGUAGUUCCCCGAACUCACAGCGUCAGAGGAACCAAUUACUGUUUAAUAAAUGUUUUUCCUGACCGAAUUCCCGGAAGAGCAAUAAUCAUAUCUGUGAUUGAUAAUUUGGUGAAAGGAGCUUCCGGACAGGCUUUACAAAACCUUAAUUUGAUGAUGGGGUUUCCAGAAAACCUAGGGCUGCAUUACCAGUCUCUGUUUCCGUAGAUGAGAGUGACCCCAGAAACCAAAUUAUAGUGUUCCAGCAAUGUUACUACAUUACAUAGCAUAGACAAUUUCUCCACUGCUAUCAAGGUCAAGGUCAGGAUCACUGUCUAGAUCCUCAUCCAUGUCAUCGUCGAUGUCCAAGCUUCCGGUGAGGUACUGGUUGAGGGACUGGCUUCCGGCUGGAGGAAUCAUGGCCUCGGAUAUUAUCUGCAUGAUCUCUUC